AUGACGGGAAAGGAGGAGGAAGCAUUUGUCCCCGCGCGGCAACAAGAGCGGCAGAGUAAAGCUUUCGAUCCGUUUUUGACGACGACGGCGGCGAGAAUGGAAACAUCAACGACAUCAACGACGCGCUUAGGAGUCUUCGCGGGAACGACUUUGAGAGAUGAUGAAAAGAAGAACGAUUCAGACGAGGAGAUGCGACGGCAACGAGAGAGGCGUUCCUCGGGGUCCGACAACAACCACCUCGUCAUCAGCUUGGAACGGAUCGAAAAUUUGGAUUGCGCGCAUAACGAGAAAGUACUCGUCACGGCGAGAGUGUCCGACAGGUUCGGGAAUUUGAAAGGGAAACGGUGCAUGUUUAGCUCCAGGAAGCGAGCGGAAAACAGCAACACGAACAUCGAGAGUAGUAGUAGUAGUAAUAGAAAGAAAGAUGCGACGACGGUGAAUAACAACACCAACAACGCGAUCGAGUGGGGAGGCGAAACGAGGGAUUUGCUCUGUCGCGUAGGAUUGCGGAGGGACGACCGGUUGGUCGUCGAGGCGAGCGUGAGCAACGAGGGAACGUUUUCGGGAGGGUUGUCGAAGAUGAUGGGUGGUGGUGCGAGUGGGAAGGAGAAGGAUAAAUCGUGCACGCAGAGAGUUAUCGGGUACGGGACGUGCGGUUUGUGCUGCGAUCGUUUAGAAGAAGAAGAAGGAAAUGGUGGUGGUUUUGGUGACGGUGGAUUUGACGACGACGACGACAACUUUCCUAGCGGUAGUAAAACAAGCGUGACUUUGAUCGUACCGCUUCGAAUAGGAUUGUCGAAUACGAAGAACGCGAGCAGAAAGUGUCAAGCGGUCGUGCGAGUGUUGUUUGAUGUAGUGCCAGCGAUGAAAAAACGCAUUUAUUUAUUCAGGCACGGAGAGAGCGCGUGGAAUGAAGCCCAACGAAACGUGAACGUUCGAAACAUGAUGGCGUACGACCAUCCGUUGACGGAAGCCGGCGUCGCCCAGUGCGUGAGAACGGCUGUUCUCGCAAAAAAACCACCAACUCCGACGAUUUCGACGAUUUCGUCGUCGUCGGGCAAUGACGAUUGGGAAGAGGUCUAUGCGAACACCUAUCACGUAAUCGUGUCGCCUUUGACCAGAGCGGUACAAACGGCGAUGAUUUUAUUAGCCAAACAUCCCGCGACGAUCAAACGGAACGCGGACGUGCAAAAAAGAAACGCGGCGGUAAAGAUGGCGUCGUCGUCGUCAUCAUUUGCAACAGCGACGACACAUUCCGAUUUACCGCCGCUGAUUGAUAUCGAAGGCAUGAAUAUUAGUGGAAGUCCAAGCGUAAAAACUCAAACGAGGCGAGAAAGAGAAGAAGAAGACGCCCAAAUGUGGCCGAGAGUUAAUUUUCGAUUCUCGAGAGCGUGUCGAGAAAUUAAAUCAGUCGGCGGCCUCGAUUCCGUCGGCAUCGAAUGCGGAGGAACGAGAAUAUUCAAAAGAGCGUCCGAGAAACUGAACUUGCUCAACCUAGCCGAAACGCAAACGAUCGUAGACAUCUUUAGCGAACGCAAGUGCGCGGAGUACUUUGACGUGGAUUCGCGCGACGUGAGAGAUAAAUGGUGGACCGCUGGGGACGAGAGCGACACGUCUUCUUCUUUAGUCAACGAACGCACGAAGGAGUUCUGGGAAGAGUUGAAGAAUUCGUCGCAUAGCUCCGUCUCAGUCGUCUCGCACUCCGAUUUCAUUCGCAAGCUGUUGAGACAGACGACGGAUGACGCGUGCAACACGCGCUCGGCGAAAGAAACUUUGAAAAAAACGUGA
Bathycoccus prasinos is the source of this 1788-nucleotide messenger RNA. RefSeq lists its product with no specific name. Gene Ontology annotation, molecular function: phosphatase activity. The record is from RefSeq and is a predicted model, not a curated record. The transcript is spliced from 2 exons. Gene Ontology annotation, cellular component: cytoplasm. Lineage: Eukaryota; Viridiplantae; Chlorophyta; Mamiellophyceae; Mamiellales; Bathycoccaceae. The coding region runs from base 1 to 1788 and encodes 595 amino acids.